AUGGCAACACAACGAUAUGAAUUUCAAGUUGAGGAAAUUCUUCGCCGAAACCGUUCUUUUCAAAUCGUUGAAGCUAAAUAUCAAUACCAAGAAUGUAACGGUAACGAUGAAGAACGUGUUUAUGGUGCAAAGGUAUCACGUCAAGCUUAUGAAGAAUUAGCAGCUAAAAUCUCAAAACCAACAUUGCCAUUUGAUAAAUUUAUCAAAGUAUUAAGACCACUCAUGAUGGGUGCAUAUGCAGCUGCUGAUAUACCUGGUGCAUUUUAUCUCUUAGAUAGGAAUAAUACAGGUACAGUUGAUAUUAGUGAAAUUGCUGCUUUUAUUCCUAUUAUUGUGACUGGUGCAAGUCCACACAUGCUUCUUGAUAUUAUUCAAAAAGUAAAUCAAAAUCUCUUAAUAUCAUUCUGGUCAUUAAAUAAACGUAUUAAUAAUCUUAUUUGUUCAAUAUUUGAAAUAAAUAAAAAUGGAAUUAUUUUCAAUAAACCAGGUUUAUCUUAUAAAAAGUUUUCUAAAAUACUAUUACCAUUAAUAUUUAAUUCCUUUUCUCUUUGUUCUUCUAUUAAAUAUAUUCAUUUUGAUGGGCUAAAUUCAAUUUAUUUGAAUUUAAUUUAUCAAGAUAUUUUUCCUCAUAAUGAUAAAUCAAUUUGUUGUUUUCCUAAUCUUAAAUCACUUUAUAUAAGUCGAUGUUUAUUAUCUCAAUCAUUAAUUCAAACAUUAUCUUUUCUUAUUCAAUAUCAAUUAAAUCAACUUACAUUAACAUUUGAUGAAGAUAUAUACGAAACAUUUGGUUAUGGACGCAAAUUUUCAUCAAUCCUUUCUGAUCGAGGUAAUUAA
Messenger RNA from Rotaria sp. Silwood2, 834 nucleotides. The record is from the annotation of a GenBank genome assembly. Lineage: Eukaryota; Metazoa; Rotifera; Eurotatoria; Philodinida; Philodinidae.